Paramisgurnus dabryanus is the source of this 4578-nucleotide messenger RNA. Lineage: Eukaryota; Metazoa; Chordata; Actinopteri; Cypriniformes; Cobitidae. The record is from RefSeq and is a predicted model, not a curated record.
CUUGCUUAAACAGUAAAGUUUGAGAGUCUGGAUCUAACAAGACUUUGACAGAACAGUCGCGAGGUUAACCGGAGGAUUCAGCGUUUAAAACUCUUCAUAGCGUCACAAAAGUUUUAUGGAGGGAUAUUACUAAUAAAUUAACAGGAUCCUCUCAAUUGCUGCUGUCUUCUUGACACAGGAAUGGAAAACCAAGAUGAUGAAAUCGAUCAUGGUAUGCCGGACGGUGAUGGGGCGCAUCCAGAAAGAGGAACCCCUUCAACAAAAGGCAAGGGCAAGUUCUCCAACCUGGGCAAUUUCUUUAAGCCCUGGAAGUGGAGGAAGAAGAAAAGCAGUGAUAAGUUCAAAGAAACUUCAGAAGUGCUGGAGAGGAAGCUGUCGGUGAGGAAGCCCAAGCAGGAGUUGAUAGAGCGAGGGUUACUAAAGGACUUCCCAGAGAAUGUCUUUGUUUCAGAGUCUAACAGUGUGAGUCAUCCUAAAGGUACUUUAGUGAAGAACGGCCAAAAAGCUUCAUUGACUGGAGACCGCAGGUCGGAUAAUCCAUCAGAUGUCAAGGGAUCAUCACGGCCACCAACAGAAUAUCAGAGAAAUAGCCUUGCACCGGAACCAGAGCGUCGCAGCAGAUUACCCUCAGAUGUUAGUCGGAACAGGCAACCUUUGGAUGUGGAUGCUCGAACCCGGUUACCACCUGAUACGGACCGCCACAGCAGAUUGCCCUCAGACACGGAGAAGCAAGCAGGAUCGUUACCAAGAGAGCGACUCGGACACGAUGACAGAAAAUAUCGAAAGGAUGAAAGAGAGGAGAAAGAAAGUAAGGACAGAGAUAGGAUGGACAGAAAAGAUGACAGGGAAGGCCACAGAGAGGACAGAGACAGACGAGAGAGAGAGAGGAGGGAUACAAGGCCAGAUAAAGAUGACUGUCAAGAAAGAAGCGAUCGAGAUGAACGGGACAAAGAGAAAAGAAGUGACCAGGAGAAACGGGAAGAGAAAGACUGGAAAGAAAACAGGGACCGAAAACCAUUAAGAGACCGGAAGGAAGAUCAGAAAAAAGUAGAUGAGCCAAAGAGAGAUGAUCGAGAAGAACGGGAAAGACGCAUUGAAAGAGAAAAAAAAGACACCCGGAGACCAGAGCCUGUGAAACAGGUGUCUGAUGGAAAAUUAGUACGGCCUCAUUCAGAAAUGGACAUUCGACCUAGUCUUCAGAAAAGCUCAUCUGAAACUGGACUAAAGGUCCGACCAGUUUCUGAAGCCGUGCAGAGCAGCACACUGCCAAGAAACACACCCCUUGAGGACGAGCUGAGAGCACGAACAGGAUCAGUGGGAGUGCGGUUUACUCCUGAGCCCAAAUCUGGAGUUAUCUCAGCAAGAGACACACAGCCACACACUAAACAGGCCAUCCUCCCACCCAAAUGGCUCAUGGCUGCUUCCUCCCCCAAUGAGGCUGCUCAAGCCCCAUCCUCAUCUUCCUCCUCUUCCUCUUCUUCAUCGUCGUCAUCAUCCUCAUCCUCUGCUCCACCUAUUGCAAAGCCGCCUCCCCGGACUGUGUCUUUAAAUGUUGAUGAUUCUCGCAGCAAUAUAGCUACCCCAUUAACUCAAGGUGACCAUGACAACCCGCCCGCUGUGCCCGCCCACUCCACCCAUCCGCCAUCAACUGCCAUCGCUGCUCCUAAACAGCCACCAAUGCCCCCUCCGAAACCUUCACAAGUGGAUCCCUCUCAAGCUACAGUGCAAGCCAAGCCAUCUCCUCCUAUCCCUCCAAAAAGAAUGACACCUGUAACCAAACGUCAUUCAGAUGACUCCUCUUCCGGUCAGCCUCAGCCUUCGUCUACAGUCCCCGCCCCUGUUCCAGACCCCUCUCCACCUUCUGUCCAGUCUGACGACAGCAGAAACGUAAGCUCUGGGGCGCUCUCUCCUCCACCAAACCAUAUCCCUCCAUUCCCUCAUCGUACCCAGCUGCCCCCUGUAAUCCUUCACGUGGACCCGCCGAGCCCCACCACAGAGCCGCCCUCUCAGCCUCCUCUACCUCUGCACAUACGCAUCCAGAAAGCCUUAAACAGUCCAGGGCCGGUCGUGCCCAACUCGGACGGAACUAAGCGAGCUUACUCACUUCUGUUUGAGUCACCACCAGAUUUCCUCACAGAAGCCCCAGGAGGAGUGAGAUACUCCCUCCCUGUUACUAUUGAACCUCUUAGACUGCCAGAGGAUGAUGACUUUGACAUGGAAGAAGAACUCCAGAAGCUGCGACCCGUUCCUUGUCCCACACGGAGAGUGGAGCUUGAGCCAGGAAGCCGGCGGGGUCUGGUGGGAGAUCAUCGGGUCUCUGUCAUUCCUGAGGGACCUGGAAACAGUGAGAACGAGGAGGAGUCUGACUCAGAUGGACCCAUCAAUUAUAAAAGCGAUGAUGAUGAGGAGGAGGAUGAGGAUGUUCCAAGUGGUCUUGCAAGUCGCGUACAGCGCAAGGAUACUCUGGCACUGAAGCUGGAGCGCCAGCAGGAGAAAGAGCAGUCACAGGAUCAGGAGAACGACACCUGGAAGAGCAAAGAACAGUGGGAGGAAAUUCGCAGCAAGAUCGGCACCACACUCACAAGGAGGUUGAGUCAGAGACCCACUCCACAAGAACUUGAGCAAAGAAACAUCCUGCUAGCCAAGAAUGAAGCAGACCGAAGGGCAGAGAGAAGCGAGAUCAAACGCAGGCUUACCAGAAAGUUGUCACAAAGGCCCACAGUUGCUGAGCUUCAGGCCAGAAAGAUCCUACGCUUUCAUGAGUAUGUGGAAUGCACUCAUGCUCAGGACUAUGACCGGCGUGCAGACAAACCCUGGACCAAACUCACACCUGCCGACAAGGCUGCCAUAAGAAAAGAGUUGAAUGAGUUUAAGAGCUCAGAAAUGGAAGUUCAUGAGGAGAGCAAAAUAUACACGAGGUUUCAUCGGCCAUGAUGUCUGUCUCUAAGGAAGAACCCUGAACAAAUGGAAACUGCCCCCAGCUCCUCUAAAAGCCUCCAGCUCACUGUACCAUCCUGUUUCCUACUAAUGAGUGCUCAGGCCAGACACUCAGUGCUAUGGAGAAAGAAAGAAAGAAAGAAAGAAAGAAAGAAAGAAAGAAACAAAGAAAGAAAGAAAGAAAGAAAGAAAGAAAGAAAGAAAGAAAGAAAGAAAGAAGUGAUUCAGGAGGGUGUCAGACACUGGUACUUCAUUUCAAACAUUAAUUAAGGAGCAAUCUUUGAAUGCUAUUGCUCUGAAGUGUUGAUGAUUCCCAUGUGCCAGAUCACUUUGUUUUGUGGUGAGAUCUAUACUGGAGAAUUUUUGGGGAUAAGUCAACGGGGGACUGUGUAGGUUGGGGUGUUUUUUUUAAACUGUCCUUACGGUACACAUUUUUGGUGAACAAGAAGAGACUUUUAUUACAAUUAAAAAUGACAAUAAUAUUUUAUGAAAAUGUUGACACUGACGAAAUUUUGUGACAAUUAUAACACUGGUGAUAAACAGACUGUUUUAGUAGUGAGUGAUUUUGAGAAUGAAUGUAUGUCUUUAUUGAUUGGCCUUAACACUGAUACUACAUGAUUUUUGUACCCAGAUGUAUACUGUAUAACACUGUUUUCUCACCCUGGACACGCACUGUGUGUAUUUGAAAUCAUCUUUGACAUUCUCAGGACAGCAGCACAUGGUACCACUUUAUCUCAUGUUCAUUUUAGUGGGCAUUUAUUAUGACGCUUGAACUCUUUCAUAUAGAUGAACCAGUGUCUGUGAUGUCUUUGUUCUGUUUUUAUAUUUUUAGCAAUACUGAACUUCACUUUGGAUAAUGUCAGGGUGAAUCUCACGAUGAACUAGGUCAUAUUUCACCCUAAAAUCAAAAAAGAAAGAAAAUAGAAUUAGAUAUUGCACAAUAAAAAGCACAAGGGCCAUAUUUGUAAAUAUUUAGCAUUAUGACAAUUAAGCACUUUUUUCCUUAGACAUAACUGUAAUGACAGUCUAACAAGAAUCCACACUGACGCUUCCAUGCAGCUUCUGAAAUAAAGUGAAAUGUCCAGAUGCAUUACAAUAAUAAAAUGUCAUCUGGAAAUUAGCUCCAUGUGUGUGAUCUUUUUUUAUAAGCAAAAAUAGUCAAUUUCUUUUGAUUUUUGGGUGAAGAUAAUUUAAUUUAAAGGUUUUGUGAGAUUCAUUCAGCUGUAGUUGAGGACAUUUGAUGCUGUACAGUUCAAAACGCUCUUUGAUUUGAGUCUUGCGUAAGUUUUUGAGUUGUUAAAAAAAGCUAAUUUCCACUGUUGGCUUUAUGGUACACUGGUGUUUAUUUUUCAUUGUAUAGAUAUAUGUUGCAGAUUGAUGGUAUAUUUUGUGGUAUUGUAUAUCUUGUCUAACCAGUAUCAGAAAUAUUUUAAGUUUUUAUUAAAUUUUCAUUAAAAUACACUAUCUUGUUUUUAUAAAGAGCAAAGACAUGACUACAGAUUCAGUAAUUCGGUACAGAAAAUUAAAUAUUUUAUUCCUCUGCUGUAUAGUUUUUAUUUUGUUGUUGUAAAUUUAAAGAUAUAUAAAAGGUAUUUCAAGUAACGUACAAAUUGUUCACUUUUAAUUAAAACUUAAAACAAU